AUGUUGAGAAAGACUCGCGGAUCUGCUCUUGCAGCGGCCGUAGCUGUCUUUGCACGGUGCUCAGCGUCGUCCACGGGUACCGAGUUGACUGUGCUGACCUCCCCUCGCGUCCAAGACCUCGAGAAGCCGCUACAGCGCGUGGCCUUUGGCUCGUGCAACGACCAGAGCUUUCCGCAGCCGCUGUGGCCUACAAUAGCAGCGCACGAACCGGAGCUUUGGGUCUGGAUGGGCGACAACAUUUACGCCGAUAUGAGGGAGCUGGGCGAGCCACGACGCUCUGUCUCCGCUCGGCCACGCGACAUGUUUGUAGAGGCUUCGCCUGAAGUGCUCGUGCAGCGAUACAACAAACUCAUGGCGAAUGCCGAGUACGCCGCGUUUGUGAAGCGGACGCCUGUGAUUGGCAUCUGGGACGACCACGACUACGGGAUCAACGAUGGCGGCAAGAUGUUUUCGUACCGGGAGGAGAGCCAAGCGGUGUUUCUGGAUUUUAUUGGUGAACCGAAAGACUCGCCACGUCGUCGACAACAGGGUAUUUACACGUCGUACACGAUCGGAUCGGGAGAGCAGACAGUCAAGUUCAUUCUCGUUGACAACCGAUAUCAUCGAGACGCGUAUGGCACGAAGAACGGCACUCUACUCGGAGAAACCCAAUGGGAAUGGCUUGGAAACGAGCUCCUGACAUCGACCGCGGCCUUCAAUGUCAUCGUGUCAGGAGUUCAGAUUCUUCCGGGUGAUCGCUAUCCAAUUGCGGAGUGCUGGGGCCGGUUCCCCAGCGAACGCGAGCGGAUGCUGAAAUUGCUCCUGGUCUCGAACGCGAAGGGCGUCAUUCUCCUAAGUGGUGACGUGCACUUCUCCGAAAUCAACCAAGUUGUGUGCUCCGAAGGAGCGACUAAGAUCACUGAGAUCACCAGCUCUGGAAUGACGCAUAGCUGGAUGGAAUUCCAUGUACCGUCGGUGAAGCACGUGAUGGCCUUGUUGUUCACUUACGCCAACUUUUUGCUGCCGUGGGAGUUCCGCUUGACACAGAAAUCAUUUUACGGCCAUCUCAACUGGGGCUCAAUCGAAAUAGAUUGGGACCGCAAGCCGCACCCAGUCGCGACGGUGCAAGUUCGUGGAGCGGAUGACCAAGUGAAGCUUCAGUACAGUUUCCAGUCAACGAUUUUAGGCUCAACUUCCUCCGAGCAAGAUGCCGUCGACUGCCAAGCACCACGCCCGGUCUCAGGCUGGCAACGUUUCAUGUGGCUCGGUCUGUUCUUCGUCGUCGUCGGUGCUUCUCUGCUCUCCAUCCCGUUUGUUCUUUUCUGGCUACUGAGGCUCUUCGUCCGAAAGUUCAAAACGAUGAUCUGUGCCGGUGCAACGGAGAAGCAGGACGACAGUAAGAAGACUGUGUAA
This is a messenger RNA of Peronospora matthiolae, 1392 nucleotides long. NCBI's taxonomy places the organism in Eukaryota, Oomycota, Peronosporomycetes, Peronosporales, Peronosporaceae. The record is from the annotation of a GenBank genome assembly.